AUUCAAUUUUAAAAUUCCCUACUAAAGAGCUUCAUCCAACCAUUACUAACAACAACUGCAUUUAUAUUGAACCAUGUGAUUCCAAUACAACACUGAACCUUACUAAUGAAUUUCAUACUUGUAUUGAAUAUUCUGCAGAGACUCAGCCAAUUGAUAACAUAUUGUAUGAAACUAAUAGUUAUAAGGAUAAAAACCAAGAUUUAGUCCAACAAAUUAGGAAGUGGGCUGUGCAGUUUAACGUAUCACAAGGUUGUGCAAAUGAAAUGUUAAAUAUUCUUAGGAACACAGGUCAAAAAGUUCCAAAGGAUAUCCGUACAAUACUACGAGAACAUAAAGAUGUUAGACCAAUUUCAGAAAUUAAAAACGGUUCAUAUCUUAAUUUAGGUAUUUGAAAUAUUGUACAACCUCACUUAUUAAAACAAAUAAAUAAUAUAACUAAUAAUAUAAUAAUAAAAUUAAGUUUCAGUAUUGAUGGUCUCCCUUUGGGUAAAAAUUCUAAGACACAGUUUUGGACUAUUCUCAUGUCAUUCAUAAAUGUAUCCAUUUUAAAAAAGAAAAUUUUUCCAGUUGGUAUUUUUCACAGUUUUAACGGUAAACCUGGUGAUAUAAAUGAAUAUUUAGAACCAUUUAUAAGUGAGCUAAAUCACAUUUUAACUUAUGGUAUUCAAAUUAACAAUAAACAAAUUAAUUUUCAAGUAGCUCACAUUGUAGCAGAUGCGCCAGCUAAAGCAUUUUUACUAAAAGUUAAAAAUCAUAAUGGGUAUUUUGACUGUAACUCUUGUGAAGUCGAGGGGGAAUAUGUGGAUAGAAUUUGCUUUUUAGAUGUAUCUGCACCAUUAAGAACAAAUAACUCUUUUAGGGUAAAAUCAAAUGCUGAAUACCAUAAGGAUGGAUUUAGCCCAUUAAUAGAUCUUCCUAUUGAUAUAACAGAGUGUGUAGUGUUGGAUUACAUGCACUGUGUAUGCCAGGGUGUAAUUAAAAGACUAUAAGAUUUCUGGGUUAGAGGAAAAAAACCAAUAAGAAUGUUAGAGGAAAAAAAAAAUUUUAUUUCUUUAGCUUUAUUCAAUUUAAGAAAAUCUGUACCAUCAGAAUUUGCUCGUUUACCAAGAAGUCUUGAUGAUCUGGAAUAUUGGAAAGCAACAGAAUUCCGUGAAUUUUUACUUUAUACAGCUAUUAGAAUACUGUGUUCAGAUAAAAUUUUUAAUACACAUAAUGAUUUAGCUUCAAAACUUUUAAUAGAAUUUGUUCAAAAUUAUGCAUGCAUUUAUGGUUCAAAAUUUGUUAGUUACAAUGUCCACAGCUUAAUUCAUUUACCUUUUUUUGUUAAUUUACACGGACCAUUAGAUCAUUUUAGUGCUUUCAAAUAUGAAAAUUAUCUUCAAACAAUUAAAAAAUCAAUGAAAUGCUGUAGAUUUCCACUUGCUGAAAUUCUAAAUAAAGUAUUAGCAUCUGAAGGUGAGGAGUUAAAAACUCCUUUAAAUAACAAUUUGUCCCUUAUAGAGUCUUUUAAAGUAGAUAAAAAACUCUCAAAUUUUAGAUUCACUUUUUUCAAAAAAAUUACUCUUCGAUCAAAUAACUAUACCCUUUGCUGUGAUAAUGUUAAAGAUCGGUGUAUAAUUCUAGAAAAUGAGGAUAUAGUGAUGAUACAAAAUAUUUAUAAAUUAAAUUCUAAAAAUGAUAGUACAAUUAAACUAUCUGUUGUUAAAUUUUUAACUGUAAAUAAUUUGUUUUUACAACCUGUACCAAGUAAACUCCUAGGAGUUUUCUCAGUUAAGACUGAUCAUAUAUCUAAUGUUUAUGACAUAUCUAUAAAUAAUGUUAUAUUUAAGUCUUUUUUUGUCAAACUUUCAAAUAAUGAAGCAAUUGUUAUUUCACUUUGCCAUAGUAUGUAA
Myzus persicae (green peach aphid) is the source of this 1892-nucleotide messenger RNA. RefSeq lists its product as uncharacterized. The record is from RefSeq and is a predicted model, not a curated record. The transcript is spliced from 3 exons. Bases 1023 to 1892 code for a protein of 289 amino acids. NCBI's taxonomy places the organism in Eukaryota, Metazoa, Arthropoda, Insecta, Hemiptera, Aphididae.